GAGAGUGAGUUGCAGUUCUGCUUCUUGUUCUUUGAUUUGUUACCGUUCUUUUCGCGGGCAUUUUAUUUGUGUGAUGAGUUGAUAGGUGACCUGCAUUUUAAUUAGCAAAUAAAGAGAGUGAGUGGAAGUUCUGCUUCUUGUUCUUCAAUUUAUUACCGCUCUUUUCGCGGGCAUUUUCUUUGAGUUGAUAGGUGACGUGCAAAUGGUUCCAAAUGGUAAACUGUGUCCGAGAUUCUGCAGAAAUCAAGAACAUGCAGAAACAUCGAAUAAAUUGGGGUCUAACCACCAACCUUAUAUAUAGUUGUUCAGCCCCCUGUGCAACAUUGGAAGCCCCAUAACUAUUGUUCCCCUUGAUUACCACCAAACCCUGCACUGUAUCUUUCCUAUUUAAUUCUCUUUUACACUUAUUAGUUGUAAAGUGGAAUAGUCAUAUUCGAAGUCUCCAAGAUGCAUAACACACAAGACAUAAUUGAAGAAAUCUCUUCAGCCGCAACUACACAAGACAGGAUUGAAGAAAUUGAAGAAAUCUCUUCAGCCGCCACAACACAAGACAGGAUUGAAGAAAUUGAAGAAAUUGAAAUCUCUUCAGUUAGCCACCAUGAAGAUGCCUCCCUAUAUGACGACGAUGGCCGGCAAAAACGAACAGGAACCAUGUGGACAACAAGUUCAUAUAUAAUAACAGCAGUAAUUGGAUCAGGAACUUUGUCCUUAGCAUGGUCCAUAGCACAGUUAGGUUGGAGUGGCGGCCUUAUUGUCAUGAUCUUCGGUCUCCUCACGUUAUAUACUUCACAUUUUCUUGCCAAUUGUUAUCGUGCUGGGGACCCUAUUACUGGCAAGAGGAACUACACAUACAUGGAAGCUGUUGAAAACAUUUUAGGAGGAAAAAAUUCCAUUUUUUGUGGGAUAAUACAAUAUGCAAAUCUUUAUGGAACUUCAAUAGGAUAUACAAUUGCGGCUGCCAUGAGUAUGAUGGCAAUUAAAAAGACGAACUGUAUAUAUUUCUCUCACGGAACAAAAACAUGUCAUGUCUCUGGUAACCAUUAUAUAAUUUGGUUUGGGACAAUCCAACUUGGAUUUUCUCAGAUUUCUAAUAUCCAUAAGAUGAAAUGGUUAUCAAAUCUUUCUACGAUCAUGUCCUUCACAUAUUCAUUAAUUGCUCUAGCUCUUGGAAUUGCUCAAAUUUCAGAAAACCGUGCUUUCAAGGGUACCAUAGCAGGAGCUGAAGCAGAAACACACGCCAAAAAAGUGUGGGCAAUAUUUCAAGCUCUUGGCAACAUAGCCUUUGCAUAUUCCUUUUCUGAUAUUCUCAUUGAAAUUCAGGAUACUAUAAAAUCUCCUCUGGAGGUAACAACAAUGAAGAGGGCUACGAAUUUGAGCAUCACAACCUCCACAAUAUUCUAUGUCGUCUGUGGGUGCAUAGGUUAUGGUGCAUUUGGAAACUCAGCACCAGGAAACUUACUCACGGCCUUUCACAAACCAGUUUGGCUUGUUGACCUUGCCAAUUUAACAUUAGUUAUUCAACUUGUGGGGGCAUAUCAAAUUUAUUCCCAACCCCUCUUUGCAUUUGUUGAAGAACGGAUAACUAAAAAAUGGGAAAUAAUUGGAAAAGAAUAUAAAGUUCAAAUCUCAUUUUUACCCUCAUACAAUCUGAACAUAUUUAGAAUAGUUUGGAGAUCACUGUAUGUUGUGGUAAGCACGCUUAUAGCUAUGCUUAUUCCGUUCUUCAAUGACAUGUUAGGAGUUAUUGGGGCAUUAGGAUUUUGGCCCUUAUCAAUUUAUUUUCCAGUAGAAAUGUAUAUCAAACAGAAAAGGAUUCCAAAAUGGAGUAGAAGUUGGAUUCUUUUACAGAGUUUGAGUAUAUUCUGUCUACUGAUAACACUUGCUGCACUUGUUGGGUCCAUAGUUGGUGUCUUAUUUGACAUUAAGACAUAUAAACCAUUCAGUGCAAGCUUGUAGUCCGAGUCUCUUCGUGUAACAUUUUAUG
Molecule: messenger RNA, 1984 nt
Organism: Arachis ipaensis
Lineage: Eukaryota; Viridiplantae; Streptophyta; Magnoliopsida; Fabales; Fabaceae
Source: RefSeq, a predicted model, not a curated record